Botrytis sinoallii is the source of this 285-nucleotide messenger RNA. RefSeq lists its product as uncharacterized. The coding region runs from base 1 to 285 and encodes 94 amino acids. NCBI's taxonomy places the organism in Eukaryota, Fungi, Ascomycota, Leotiomycetes, Helotiales, Sclerotiniaceae. The record is from RefSeq and is a predicted model, not a curated record. The transcript has 2 exons.
AUGUCAAAUCUUUCUAAGAGUCCUGCGGUACUCGUUAGAGGCUCCGUCUCAUCCAAUCUCAACGUCACUGCCAACACUACCCAUACCGAGCCCACCUAUCUCCCCGCAAGCCGCGUUAGCUCCUACCUCACAGACCUCGAUUAUCCUGUUCCUCAUGCAACGAUCAGUCAACAUCCCAAAACUGAGGCCAAGACUGUCGCCAUUUCUGUGCCGAGAAUGAAGAACAAGUUGCACGACUUCGAUGCGACCUUUCACCACAACAAUGAUAAUGGAAGUAGUAGCUAG